CCGCCGGACCCGCCGCUCCCCGGGCGGGCGCGGCGGGACAUGGCGGCGCACAAGCCCGUGGAGUGGGUGCAGGCCGUGGUGAACCGCUUCGACGAGCAGCUUCCAAUCAAGGUUUGCCAGCAGAAUACCCACACCAAAGUCAGUACGGAGCACAACAAGGAAUGUCUCAUCAACAUUUCCAAGUACAAGUUUUCCCUGGUCAUCAGUGGUCUCACUACUAUCUUAAAAAAUGUUAAUAACAUGAGAAUAUUUGGAGAAACUGCUGAAAAGAAUUUGUAUCUAUCUCAGCUGAUUAUCUUGGAUACACUGGAAAAAUGUCUGGCAGGGCAACCAAAGGACACCAUGAGGCUGGACGAGACGAUGCUGGUGAAGCAGCUGCUGCCCGAGAUCUGCCACUUCAUCCACACGUACCGCGAGGGCAACCAGCACGCGGCCGAGCUGCGCAGCUCCGCCUCGGGGGUGCUCUUCUCCCUCAGCUGCAACAACUUCAACGCCGUCUUCAGCCGCAUCUCCACCAGGUUGCAGGAACUGACUGUUUGCUCAGAAGAUAAUGCUGAUGUUCACGAUAUUGAGCUUUUACAGUACAUCAGUGUGGAUUGUUCCAAACUCAAGCGACUCUUGCAAGAGACUGUAUUCAAGUUUAAAGCCCUUAAGAAAGUAGCUCAGUUAGCUGUUAUCAACAGUCUGGAAAAGGCAUUUUGGAACUGGGUGGAAAACUAUCCUGAUGAAUUCACAAAGCUGUACCAAACACCCCAGACUGACAUGGCUGAUUGUGCUGAGAAGUUGUUUGACUUGGUGGAUGGCUUUGCUGAAAGCACGAAGCGUAAAGCAGCAGUGUGGCCACUGCAGAUCAUCCUCCUGGUCCUGUGUCCAGAGAUAAUCCAAGAUAUAGCAAAGGACGUGGUAGAGGAGACUAAAAUGAACAAGAAGCUGUUCCUGGACAAUCUCAGGAAGGCCCUUGCAGGCCACAGUGGGAGCAGGCAGCUGACUGAAAGUGCUGCUAUUGCUUGUGUUAAACUGUGCAAAGCAUCUACCUACAUCAACUGGGAAGAUAAUUCUGUCAUUUUCCUGCUGGUGCAGUCCAUGGUACUAGAUCUUAAGAACCUGCUGUUUAACCCAAGCAAACCUUUCUCAAGAGGCAAUCAGAAUGCAGAUGUAGACCUGAUGAUUGACUGCUUGGUUUCCUGCUUCCGCAUAAAUCCUCACAACAACCAACACUUUAAGAUCUGCUUGGCACAGAAUUCCCCAUCAACAUUUCAUUAUGUGCUGGUAAAUUCGCUCCACCGAAUUAUCACAAAUUCGGCGCUGGACUGGUGGCCCCGGAUCGACGCCGUGUAUUGCCACUCGGUGGAGCUGCGCAGCAUGUUCAGCGAGACCCUGCACAAGGCCAUCCAGGGCUGCGGGGCCCACCCCGCCAUCCGCAUGACCCCGAGUCUUACAUUUAAGGAGAAAAUGACAAGCCUUAAAUUUAAAGAAAAACCUACUGAUUUGGAAACCAGAAGCUACAAGUUCCUGCUGUUGUCCUUGGUAAAACUGAUCCAUGCAGAUCCAAAGCUCUUGCUGUGUAAUCCCAGGAAGCAGGGCCCUGAGACCCAGGGGAGCACGGCAGAGCUGAUCACAGGCCUUGUCCAGCUGGUGCCACAGUCCAGCAUGCCAGACAUAGCCCAGGAGGCCAUGGAGGCCUUGCUGGUUCUGCACCAGCUGGACAGCAUUGACUUGUGGAAUCCUGAUGCUCCUAUAGAAACAUUCUGGGAAAUCAGUUCACAAAUGCUUUUUUAUAUCUGCAAGAAGCUCACGAGCCAUCAGAUGCUGAGCAGCACGGAAAUCCUCAAGUGGCUGCGAGAGAUUCUCAUCUGUAGGAAUAAAUUUCUUCUAAAAAACAAACAGUCAGAUAGGAGUUCCUGCCACUUCCUCUUCCUUUAUGAUGUCUCUGGAAGUGGAACUAGCCAAAUUUCUCUUGACCAUGAAGAAAANUGUGCACCAGGAGCUACCCUCAGGAAGGGGAAAGGGAAUUCUUCCAUGGAAAGCACGGCGGGAUGCAGCGGAACACCCAUCUGUCGCCAAGCCCAAACCAAACUGGAAGUGGCCUUAUACAUGUUCCUGUGGAGCCCAGAUAUCGAGGCAGUGCUGGUGGCCAUGUCCUGCUUCCGGCACCUCUGCGAGGAGGCCGACAUCAGGUGUGGGGUGGAUGAAGUCUCCGUGCACAAUUUCCUGCCCAACUACAACACUUUCAUGGAGUUUGCGUCUGUCAGCAACAUGAUGUCAACAGGGAGAGCAGCUCUUCAGAAGAGAGUGAUGGCGUUACUGAGGCGCAUCGAGCACCCAACUGCAGGCAACACAGAGGCCUGGGAGGAUACACAUGCAAAGUGGGAACAAGCUACAAAACUAAUCCUCAACUAUCCAAAGACCAAAAUGGAAGAUGGGCAGGUCACGGAGAGUCUGCACAAGACGAUUGUGAAGAGGCGCAUGUCCCACGUCAGCGGGGGCGGCUCCAUCGACCUGUCGGACACGGACUCGCUGCAGGAGUGGAUCAACAUGACAGGGUUCCUGUGUGCCCUGGGGGGGGUGUGCCUGCAGCACCGCAGCAACACCGGGCUGGCCACCUACAGCCCCCCCAUGGGCCCCAUCAGCGAGCGCAAGGGCUCCAUGAUCUCCAUGGUGUCCACCGAGGGCAGCGUCGAGACCCCCGUCAGCAAGUUCAUCGACCGGCUCCUGACCCUCAUGGUCUGCAACCACGAGAAGGUGGGGCUGCAGAUCCGCACCAACAUCAAAGAUCUGGUGGGCUUGGAGCUGAGCCCAGCACUCUAUCCAAUGCUCUUCAACAAGCUGAAGAAUACCAUCAGCAAGUUCUUUGACUCUCAAGGGCAGGUUUUGCUAACUGACACCAACACACAAUUUGUAGAGCAGACCAUUGCUAUAAUGAAGAAUUUGCUCGACAAUCACACAGAAGGGAGCUCAGAACAUCUUGGACAAGCGAGUAUUGAGACAAUGAUGCUAAAUCUGGUUAGGUAUGUGCGUGUGCUUGGAAAUUUGGUGCAUGCCAUUCAAAUAAAAACGAAGCUCUGUCAGUUGGUAGAAGUAAUGAUGGAAAGGAGAGAUGACCUUUCAUUUUGUCAAGAAAUGAAAUUUAGGAACAAAAUGGUGGAAUAUUUGACAGACUGGGUUAUGGGAACAUCUAAUCAAGCAACAGAUGAGGAUGUGAAAUGCUUGACAAGAGAUUUGGACCAGGCGAGUAUGGAGGCAGUGGUUUCUCUUCUUGCUGGGCUUCCACUCCAGCCUGAGGAAGGAGAUGGUGUUGAGUUGAUGGAAGCAAAAUCUCAAUUAUUUCUUAAGUACUUCACGCUGUUCAUGAACCUGCUGAACGACUGCAGCGAGGUGGAGGACGAGGGGGCGCAGGCGGGCGGGCGCAAGCGCGGGAUGUCGCGCAGGCUGGCCUCGCUGCGGCACUGCACCGUGCUGGCCAUGUCCAACCUGCUCAACGCCAACGUCGACAGCGGCCUCAUGCACUCCAUAGGCUUGGGCUAUCAUAAAGACCUCCAAACAAGAGCCACGUUUAUGGAAGUCCUCACCAAAAUUCUGCAGCAGGGGACAGAAUUUGAUACGUUAGCAGAGACAGUGCUAGCGGAUCGGUUUGAGAGAUUGGUGGAGUUGGUUACAAUGAUGGGUGAUCAGGGGGAGCUUCCUAUUGCUAUGGCUUUAGCCAAUGUGGUGCCUUGUUCUCAGUGGGACGAGCUGGCUCGUGUCCUGGUCACACUCUUUGAUUCCCGGCACUUGCUCUACCAGCUCCUCUGGAAUAUGUUCUCAAAGGAGGUUGAACUGGCAGAUUCCAUGCAGACACUCUUCCGAGGAAACAGCUUAGCCAGUAAAAUAAUGACUUUCUGUUUUAAGGUAUAUGGUGCUACGUACUUGCAGAAGCUUUUGGAACCUUUAUUGAGGACUGUGAUCACAUCUCCUGAGUGGCAGCAUGUUAGCUUUGAGGUGGAUCCAACAAGGCUGGAGCCCACAGAGAGCCUGGAGGAGAACCAGCGGAGCCUCUUGCAAAUGACAGACAAGUUUUUUCAGGCAAUCAUUAAUUCUUCCUCGGAGUUCCCACCCCAGCUGCGCAGUGUGUGCCAUUGUUUAUACCAGGCAACUUGCCACUCUCUACUGAAUAAAGCUACCGUAAAAGAAAAAAAGGAAAACAAAAAAUCAGUGGUGAGCCAGCGCUUCCCUCAGAACAGCAUCAGCGCCGUGGGCAGCGCCAUGUUCCUGCGCUUCAUCAACCCCACCAUCGUGUCCCCGUACGAGGCCGGCAUCCUGGACAAGAAGCCCCCGCCCAGGAUCGAGAGGGGCCUGAAGCUCAUGUCAAAGAUACUUCAGAGUAUUGCCAACCACGUCCUGUUUACAAAAGAAGAGCAUAUGCGGCCUUUUAAUGAUUUUGUGAAAAGCAACUUUGAUGCAGCACGAAGGUUUUUCCUUGACAUUGCGUCCGACUGCCCAGCGAGUGACACCGUCAACCACAGCCUGUCCUUCAUCAGCGACGGCAACGUCCUGGCCCUGCACCGCCUGCUGUGGAACAACCAGGAGAAGAUCGGCCAGUACCUCUCCAGCAACAGGGACCACAAGGCUGUUGGACGACGACCUUUUGACAAGAUGGCCACUCUUCUUGCCUACCUGGGGCCUCCUGAGCACAAACCUGUGGCAGAUACACAUUGGUCCAGUUUAAAUCUCACCAGUUCCAAAUUUGAAGAGUUUAUGACGAGGCAUCAGGUACAUGAAAAGGAGGAGUUCAAAGCACUGAAAACGUUAAAUAUUUUCUACCAAGCUGGGACAUCCAAAGUUGGCAAUCCUGUUUUCUACUACAUCGCUCGGCGGUUCAAGACUGGCCAGAUCAAUGGUGAUCUGCUCAUCUACCACGUGCUGCUGACCCUGAAGCCAUACUAUGCAAAGCCAUAUGAAAUCGUGGUGGACCUCACCCACGCUGGCCCCAGUAAUCGCUUUAAAACAGACUUUCUUUCUAAAUGGUUUGUAGUUUUUCCAGGCUUUGCUUAUGAAAAUGUCGCAGCAGUUUUUAUUUAUAACUGUAACUCUUGGGUCAGAGAAUACACCAAAUACCAUGAAAGACUCUUGACAGGUUUGAAAGGAAGCAAAAGGCUUGUUUUCAUAGACUCUCCAGGGAAGCUGGCAGAGCACAUCGAACACGACCAGCAGAAGCUCCCAGCAGCUACCUUGGCUUUGGAGGAGGACUUGAAAGUGUUUCACAAUGCUCUCAAACUGGCUCAUAAAGACACCAAAGUUUCUAUUAAAGUUGGGUCGACAGCUGUGCAGGUGACAUCGGCAGAGCGAACACGAGUCCUGGGCCAGACAGUGUUUUUGAAUGACAUCUACUACGCCUCUGAGAUUGAGGAAAUCUGUCUUGUUGAUGAGAACCAGUUCACCCUGACCAUUGCCAACCAAGGCACACCACUCACCUUCAUGCACCAGGAGUGUGAAGCCAUCGUGAGGUCCAUCAUCCACAUCCGGACGCGGUGGGAGCUGUCCCAGCCGGACUCCAUCCCUCAGCACACCAAAAUCCGUCCCAAGGAUGUCCCUGGAACGCUGCUGAACAUAGCACUGCUCAACCUGGGGAGCUCAGACCCCAGUCUGAGGUCUGCUGCCUAUAAUCUCCUAUGUGCCUUAACCUGUACCUUUAAUUUAAAGAUUGAGGGCCAGUUACUGGAAACUUCAGGUCUGUGUAUUCCUGCCAACAACACACUAUUUAUUGUAUCUAUCAGUAAGACUCUUGCAGCAAACGAGCCACACCUCACCUUGGAGUUCUUGGAGGAGUGUAUUUCGGGAUUUAGCAAAUCCAGCAUUGAGCUGAAACACCUCUGUCUGGAGUACAUGACUCCCUGGCUGUCCAACCUGGUCAGGUUCUGCAAGCACAACGACGAUGCCAAGCGCCAGCGAGUCACUGCUAUUCUGGAUAAGCUCAUCACAAUGACAAUAAAUGAGAAACAGAUGUAUCCUUCCAUUCAAGCUAAGAUAUGGGGAAGUCUUGGACAGAUAACAGAUCUCCUGGAUGUGGUGCUGGACAGUUUCAUCAAAACCAGUGCCACGGGGGGCUUGGGCUCCAUCAAAGCUGAGGUGAUGGCAGACACGGCUGUGGCACUGGCUUCUGGCAACGUCAAACUCGUGUCAAGCAAAGUGAUUGGGAGGAUGUGUAAAAUCAUCGACAAGACUUGUCUGUCCCCCACUCCCACGCUGGAGCAGCACCUGAUGUGGGAUGACAUUGCUAUCCUGGCCCGCUACAUGCUCAUGCUGUCCUUCAACAACUCCCUGGAUGUGGCUGCACACCUCCCCUACCUCUUCCACGUGGUCACUCUGCUGGUGGCCACGGGCCCCCUUUCCCUCAGAGCUUCCACUCAUGGUCUCGUCAUCAACAUCAUUCACUCUCUGUGCACUUGUUCACAGCUUCACUUCAGUGAGGAGACCAAGCAAGUUUUAAGGCUGAGCUUGACUGAGUUCUCUCUGCCCAAGUUUUAUUUGCUGUUUGGGAUCAGCAAGGUGAAGUCGGCCGCGGUCAUCGCGUUCCGCUCCAGCUACCGCGACAGGUCCUUCUCGCCCGGCUCCUACGAGAGGGAGACCUUCGCUCUGACCUCGCUGGAGACCGUCACCGAGGCCUUGCUGGAGAUCAUGGAGGCCUGUAUGAGGGAUAUUCCAACGUGCAAGUGGCUGGACCAGUGGACUGAACUAGCUCAAAAGUUUGCAUUCCAGUAUAACCCCUCCCUGCAGCCAAGAGCACUGGUUGUUUUUGGCUGUAUAAGUAAACGUGUGUCUCAUGGACAAAUAAAACAAAUCAUCCGAAUUCUCAGCAAGGGACUUGAGAGCUGUUUAAAAGGCCCUGAUAAUUACAAUAGCCAAGUUCUAAUAGAAGCCACAGUUAUAGCCCUCACCAAGCUGCAGCCUCUUCUUAACAAGGACUCUCCUAUGCACAAGGCUCUCUUCUGGGUGGCCAUGGCAGUGCUGCAGCUGGAUGAGGUGAACCUGUACUCGGCAGGAACAGCACUGCUGGAGCAGAACCUGCACACCCUGGACAGCCUGCGGGUGUUCAAUGACAAGAGCCCAGAAGAGGUGUUCAUGGAGAUCAGGAGACCACUUGAAUGGCACUGCAAGCAAAUGGAUCAUUUUGUUGGGCUAAAUUUCAAUUCCAACUUUAACUUUGCACUAGUGGGACAUCUCCUGAAAGGGUACAGGCAUCCUUCUCCUACCACUGUAGCAAGGACAGUGAGGAUUUUGCACACACUCCUCGCUCUGGUUAACAAACACAGGAACUGUGACAAGUUCGAGGUGAACACCCAGAGCGUGGCUUACCUGGCAGCUCUGCUGACAGUGUCUGAGGAGGUUCGGAGCCGCUGCAGCCUAAAGCAUAGGAAGUCUCUCUUGUUGACAGACGUGUCAAUGGAAAAUGUUCCUAUGGAUACAUAUCCCAUACAUCACAGUGACACUAGCUAUAGGACACUAAAGGAGAACCAGCCCUGGUCAUCCCCCAAGGGGUCAGACAGACACCUGGCUGCCAACUACCCGACCGUGGGACAGAUCAGCCCCCGCACCCGGAAAUCCAUGAGCCUGGACAUGGGGCAGCCUUCACAAGCCAACACUAAAAAGCUUCUAGGUACAAGGAAAAGUUUUGACCAUUUGAUAUCGGACACAAAGGCUCCUAAAAGGCAAGACAUGGAAUCUGGAAUCACAACGCCUCCCAAAAUGAGGAGAGUAGCCGAAAAUGAUUAUGAAAUGGAAACCCAGAGAAUAUCACCACAGCAACACCCACAUCUCCGGAAAGUUUCCGUUUCCGAGUCAAACGUCCUCCUGGAUGAAGAGGUUCUGACUGACCCAAAAAUUCAAGCUCUGCUGCUUACAGUUCUUGCCACGCUGGUGAAGUACACCACGGACGAGUUCGACCAGCGCAUCCUCUACGAGUAUUUAGCAGAAGCCAGUGUUGUCUUCCCGAAGGUCUUUCCUGUUGUGCAUAAUUUAUUGGACUCCAAGAUCAAUACCCUUUUAUCGCUGUGCCAGGAUCCAAACUUGUUGAAUCCAAUCCAUGGGAUUGUGCAGAGUGUUGUCUACCACGAGGAAUCUCCACCCCAGUACCAAACAUCUUAUCUACAGAGUUUUGGAUUCAAUGGGCUGUGGAGGUUUGCUGGCCCCUUCUCCAAGCAAAACCAAAUCCCAGACUAUGCUGAGCUCAUAGUGAAGUUCCUGGAUGCCUUGAUUGACACGUACUUGCCUGGAAUUGAUGAGGAAGCCAGUGAGGAGUCCCUGCUGACCCCCACGUCUCCGUACCCCCCGGCCGUGCAGAGCCAGCUCAGCAUCACUGCCAACCUCAACCUCUCCAACUCCAUGACCUCACUGGCCACUUCCCAGCACUCCCCAGGGAUCGACAAGGAGAACGUGGAGCUCUCGCCCACCGCCGGCCACGCCAACAGCGGGAGGAUGCGCCACGGCUCCGCCAGCCAAGUGCAGAAGCAGCGAAGCGCCGGCAGCUUCAAGCGUCACAGCAUCAAAAAGAUCGUUGUUCCAGAACCGCGUGAGGAUCCCGAGGGACGGCGGAGCCGGGGGAGGUCUGGAGUCCUGUGACGCUGCAGAGCCGCGUCUUGUCCAAAUCCAAAGCCAUUUCCCGAAACAGCCCCGCUGUGCACCUGCUCUGGCCUGGGGUGUUCCUGCUCUAAAGGGAAGUGUUGAUCCUUAACCCUGUUUGCACACCUCAAGGUAGUGGCUUCCUGAGCCGGGGAAGUUUCUCUAAUCCUGGUUUUAAUCCAAACGUGUAAGAUUUUAGCUGUGGACUUUUUUUUACCAUACUGAAAAGAAACUCACGAUAGCCACAGUACAAUGAGCUUAACAGAAGUGGUGGAUUAGGUUAAAUUUCAGGUAAUUAGCAAUAAAUGGGAGAGGAAGAGGAGGCUGCAGGAGUCCCUCAUUCCCCAGAUUAAGCUUCACGCACUUGGACUGUACAUGGACCAGACUGGACAAACUGGCUUUUUUCCCCAAGCCUUUUUUUUUUUCUUUUUUUUCUGUACUUUACUGCCCUGGGGAAGGUGGUACAGGGGGAAAUCCCCAGAACUGACCCUCGGGCUGUUGUUGUAGCACUGCGGGAAGUUUCUCACCUCCUCCUUCCAUUUGACACAUUUCAGCGCUUUAGUUCUGCCCUUCCCGACAGAGCUCCUGGCAGAGCAGCCAGUGGGGAAUGGAGGGGCAGCGGGGUGGAUUCACUCCUGGCUCUGGGGGAUGGUGUGUGGCAAAGCUGCCCCUGUGCUGCCCAGGCAGGGACAGGAACAGCCACCUCUGCUCAAGGUACAUGAAUUUCAAUUAACUGACACUGGGUCGGUUCCGUGGCAGGGCCGGGGCUGCCCCUCUGCCCACGGGACCCCCCGGGGGGGGUUCGGGGUCCUGCAGGGGUUCCAAGAACUGAAGGUGCUGUCACUGGUCACUGCCAGGGCUCGAGUGACAGCGCUGGGGACCUGCUUCUGUGCUGGGGAGGGAGGAGGCAGGAGCUGGGGCAGGGGCUGUGUCCUUGGGGGCUCACACAGCUCCUGCUCAGGAGCAAUUCUGCUUCCCAGUUGCAGAUCCCUGUGCUGUGGUAGGAAUCAACAAUCUUUAAAGGAAAAGAAACUAUCCACUAGGUAAAAGCCAAUCCUCCAGUGCAAUCAUUAAUGGCUUUCAGUAAAUCAAACUCCACAGCUAAAUUAUUAGAGAAUGGUACAAUUAAGGGUUCCGAUUUUAUUGCUAUAGCACACAAUUCCCAUGUAUCCACACAGUAACAAUGUAACAUUUAUGUAAAUAAAAAUACCUUUAUUGUAUUGAUUCAUAAAAUAACAAUUUCUUUAAUUUGUUUACAGUCCUGGAAAAGCUAUGAACACAAACUUCAUAUGCAAAUAGUUUGCCAAAACAAGAGGAAAAUUUAGGAUUAGCAGUCUUGGAAUAAAUACAUUAGAAAAAUGAAGUGGUGCAAUUAACCCAAUCCCUUCUCGGGUGGUGCAGGUGCUGCGGCAGGAACGUGGUCACUGGGGACACGGAGCGGGGUGUGAGCGGGGCCUGAGGCUGAGCCUUGGGGUCCCCAGGUUAGAAACUGUUGUCAUCUCACACCUCAGAUUGUGAGGAACCAGCCCUGGUGUCGCUGUGGUUUGCACGGGGUUGUACCCAAUCGAGCAGGUUCCAGCCCUUCCCAUUUUGCUGAAGACAAGGAAUUGUAGAAGCCUGAGGAUUUGUAGGUAGGAGGAAAACAAGAAUCUCUUAUAAAGGUGAUUUGCUGUUUUCAGUUGUUUCUCCUAUGAGCAGGUUUCCUGUAAAGAGGAAUAGGAAUUCCAGAGGAACUGCCCAACCAGUUUUGCUUGGGCAGAGAGGAAGCCCUUCACUGUUCUGCAUUACCCACAUCAAAAGUGUCCCUCCUUCAGAACUGCUGCGUUCUCUGCAGCACAGAGGAUGUGAGAGCAGAGGGGACGGUGAUGAAAAUCACCUUCCCUGGGGAACUACUCCAGGCUCUCAGUCCCAGCUAAAAAUCUGGUCUCUUCACAAAGUCAGAGAACAAAAUUUAAUUUCCUCUUUCCUGGAAGGAGAGAGUUGGUUGGAGGUUCCCCUGUGUGAGGGGUUCAGUGAGAGGGCCUGGACUCUGGCCGAGCAGGGGUGUCAGGUAGUGGGGGUGGAAUUGGGGUGUGAGGACAGCUGAUGGCCAAGGUUUAAUUUGCAUCCUGUGUGCCCCAAUAUGCAGCAACGUUGUCUUGUACUGGUUGCUGGGAAGCUCGUGCUUGGCUCACAGGGAAGCACAGCCUUUGUGUAAUGAUUAAACUCCAAUCAGUAAUUAGUUGUCGAGUGCCUUACUGUCUCUCCAUCGCUCUCCUGCUCCCCCCAGCAGCCACUGCUGGGACUUUACCUCUUUUUCUUUCUCACAUCCUCCUUCCUUUGUUCUUUCCCUGUUUGAGCACUCUCCCUCCUGCCCCGUUCCAGCCCGGGCUGCUCGGGCUGUGCCGCCGGUGCCCAGCAGUUGCUGGUGCCACUGUGGGUCUGAGCCCUGUCCCGGCGUCCCCAGUGCCGGCCGCGCUCCGGGCAGCCCGCGGGCACCGGCACUGGCUGCAGCUCCAGUCCCUGCUGCAGGGCUGGAGCUGCAGCCCCGGAGUCCCUGUGCUUUGACAUGAAAACUUGAGAUUCAGAAAAAUCCCAACAGGAACACGUGGACCAUGUAACACCCUCGCGGGGACCGUGUGUGACACCCCUGGCUCAGAGCCUGUUCCCUGCCCCACACUGACCACAGCUCAGUACUGUAAAGACAAUUAACAUUCUGUUUGUGUUGAUAUUUUCCCUGACUUAAAGAUAACUCAGUAGUAUUUGAAUAGUGCAUAACCUACCUGUAAUGAUGCCGAUGUUUCUGCUUUACCGUGCAUGAGGUUCCCCAGACAGGGAACAUUUCACUAAGUCUCGUGGGCCGAGCCCCCGGCCUGUGCCAGGGCUCGCUCCGACCCGGGUUGUAGGUUUUAGGGCUUUUUCUGUUUCAUUCUAAGGUUAAUUUUUAUCAGUGUCAUGAAGCACGUCCUACUGUUAUGCAACAAACCACAGACAGUCACUCGGAGUGUUGGUCCCACCUUUUUUUUUUAUGCAGUAUAUUCACCUGUAAAUAAUUUUUGUGUAAAAUUUGACAGAAAAGUAUAUUUACUACACUGUAAAUACAUGUGACAAUAUAUUGUAUUAUUUUGCUUUUUUUGUAAAGCAGUUAGUUGCUGUAUAUGUAUAACAUAUAAAUUUGAUUAUUCUAGUGUUAGUAACUGUUAACUCCUCCUCCUCCCUGCUGGUUCUGUCAUUUAAACCAGAAGCUGUGUCGGACACACUCGCCCCGUGUGUGCUCUCACUGCACCCCCAGCUCGGGGGCUUCCUCCUCCCCAGUCCUGUCCGUGCUGCCCCAGCGCUGAGUGUGUGACCUGGCGAGAGCCCCCGGCCCGGGGGAGCUCUGGGUCACAGUGGUGGAACCCUGGUUUCAGAUAAUUAUUGUUCACCCCACUCUCCCCUCAUGUAUGUACUUUCCCUUUUUUUUUUGAAGUAAAAUGUAAAUUGAACCUGCU
Lepidothrix coronata (blue-crowned manakin) is the source of this 12065-nucleotide messenger RNA. It is a transcript of the gene NF1, whose product is annotated as neurofibromin 1. Gene Ontology annotation, biological process: regulation of GTPase activity. The record is from RefSeq and is a predicted model, not a curated record. Lineage: Eukaryota; Metazoa; Chordata; Aves; Passeriformes; Pipridae.